This is a messenger RNA of Betta splendens (Siamese fighting fish), 5132 nucleotides long. Its product is annotated as endonuclease V. The record is from RefSeq and is a predicted model, not a curated record. Gene Ontology annotation, biological process: DNA repair. Gene Ontology annotation, molecular function: RNA endonuclease activity producing 5'-phosphomonoesters, hydrolytic mechanism; single-stranded RNA binding. The transcript has 8 exons. Gene Ontology annotation, cellular component: cytoplasm; nucleolus. NCBI's taxonomy places the organism in Eukaryota, Metazoa, Chordata, Actinopteri, Anabantiformes, Osphronemidae. The coding region runs from base 121 to 1083 and encodes 320 amino acids.
CACAGUCGCCUACAAUGACGUCACAACGCGGAAAUAUAACAAUCUGGUCGGUACUGCAGCGUUGCUGUACACACGCUGUUAAAACCGUCGGAAGUUCUUUUUUAUUCCACGUUGAGCCCGAUGUCCGCUCCCUCUGACGACCUGAUCAGGCAGUGGGAAAGUGAGCAGGCCAGUCUGAGGCAGCGGGUGUUGGAGGAGGACACUGAGGACUGGCAGAGGGAACCGCACUUCUCGGGCCUGGAGCGAGUCGGAGGAGUGGACCUGUCGUUCAUUAAAGGAGACAACGUCAAUGCCUGCGCUCAGCUUGUGGUCCUCAGCUUCCCCGAUCUGGAGGUGCUGUAUGAGGACAGUCGCAUGGUGACCCUCACAGCCCCCUACAUCGCCGGCUUCCUGGCCUUCAGAGAGACACCCUUCCUCCUGGAGGCUCUCCGGCGGCUGGAGAGGAGCCAGCCUGCGCUGCUGCCACAGGUGGUGUUUGUGGAUGGAAAUGGGCUCUUUCACUACAGAGAGUUCGGCCUGGCGUGUCACCUGGGCGUGCUGUCAGGGCUGCCCUGUGUGGGCGUGGCCAAGAACCUGCUGCAGGUGCAGGGCGUGUCCAAGAGCCAGGAGCACCAGGCACAGAUCGCUGCUCUACAGAGAGGAGGAGACAGCUUCCCACUCACCGCCGCCUCAGGCAGAGUGCUGGGAAAGGUGUGGUCCUUUGGCCUGAGCCCGACCUCGAGCAGGAGCUGCAGCGUGGUUUCUCUCUCUCUCUCUCUCUCUCUCUCUCUCUCUCUCUGUCCAUGCAUGCAGCGUGAUGGUGAUGGUUUCUCUCCACAGACCUCUCUCUCUCCCUCUCUGUCCAGGCGCUGCGCAGCUCCGACGGCAGCUCGAAGCCCGUGUACGUGUCUGUCGGACACCGGAUCAGUGUGGACACGGCUGUUCGCCUCACGCACGCCUGCUGCCGCUACCGGGUCCCUGAACCCAUCAGACAGGCUGACUUUCGCUCCAGAGAAUACCUUCGCAAACACUUCCCAGCUGCAGACGCACCAGUCACUCAAUGAGCAGAGACCCGGCACCGUGAGCAGAGACCCGGCACCGUGAGCAGAGACCAGGCAGCAGAGACCCGGCAGCACCGUACAGACGCUCUGCAGCCUCCUGCCCCGUGCUCCGGCUGCUCAAACACCUCCCAUGCGCUGCAUCAGACCAGUGGUUCCUUUCCCUGAAGCUUACGCAGACGAAUCAAUUGCGGGCUGAUCUGUUGUUGUUGUGAUGAGGGCACGUGUUGGCAGAAGAGCAGCUGGACGGCAGCAGAGGCUCAGCAGCUCUGGCUCUCAUUGAGGGGCUCUCGUGUGAAGUCCGUGGGGCCACUGUGCGGCUCCAGUCAGCGGCGCCGCUUGGCUCCGGCAGGAGUGGGAUUAAUGCUCGCAGAAGCCGCUCCUUCGGCGACUGGAGGCUUUAAGCUUCAACCAUAUUCCCACCUUAGCUUUGUGCUUGAACACUGAACUUUGAGCUGAACUCCUCAGGGAUCAGCCCCAGACGACGACUGGAUUCCUGAUCAGAAUCUUAACUCAGACGCCGGGUUUGCUGUUAAGCAGCACAAAGUCACAGUCUGUUCAUUCGUCGCUCGUACACACUUAGAGAGACAGUCUCCUUUAAGGAAAAGGACACCUCAGCACUAGCAUGGUACUACGGUGUGUAGUAGUACUACAGUAGUAGUAGAAGUACUACGGAACCUAGAUGUAUUCUCACCGUGGUCAGAACUGCCCCGACGGAGCAGCACUGUCAGACAGCCAACGGUUUUGGUCCAGUUGAAUAUCUGCUUUUCUUUGCCUCUGGUUAAAAUUAGACUGUCUCAUUGCUGUAUUGCAGCCGUCAGGAGCAAUAAUGCGGAAAUCCUGAUUUACUGAUGUUCAUACGGUCCACAAAGGAACAAAUGUGGUCCUCAGGUGAUGUAAGACAAACCCUAACAGGGGGAGUAGACCCAUAGACCAAACAUUUGUAAUCAAAGCUUAAAUAAAAAAUAUACUACAAUAUACUACUACUAACGAAAGGCGCUGCAUAUCCACAAUAAUCUAAACAAUCUGGUUCCUAUAACUGAACUAAAAGAUUCUAGUUAACCUCUAAGCAGGUUAACUAGAAUCAAGACUAUACAAAAUAAGCAUAAUGUAGCAGCUGAACAAACCUGUUCAGAAGUAAACAAUGCCAACACCACGUAACCUACCCAGCAGAACAGGGAGAUCUCACCUCUCCCUGUUACAUGAACCAGAACCCACGGCUGCAGCUCACAGAUGAGCCUCUCGUCUGUGCCGUGACGUCCCCUCAGUAGCUGCAGGCUCCUCUACUGUAACACACGUACCUGUAACUACAACACCAGCAUCAGAGUGAUAUGAGAGGAUUAGCGUUGGAGCAGUGAUGCCCGACUGCUUCACUGUCUGCGUGCUGCUGUUCACUGGAUGCACACGUAGCAGCACAUGGUGCAGACGGUGCUGCUGGUUAUGGCAGGAUGUAACAGAGGAGCCUUCAUCUCUGUUCCUUCAGUGUCAGGCCUCCUGCUUUAUCAAACCCCGUCUCUCUCCCUCUCUGGACGCCUCUCCCUUUCCUCCCGCCUCUUAUUCUGCUCUCCUCCAACUCAUUUUCUCCUGACGCCUCUCUUUUUCUCUCCACCUCGCUGCCAUCGCUCACACUCUGCCUCCUCUCCAUCACCUUCCUUCUGCGGUGCACAGCUGUCAGACAUGGCAGUGAGUCGUAUCGGGCCGGCCAAUCAAAAUUCGGUUUGAUGGGGCAUCUCCUCAGAGCGGCUGCAGGCUGCGGGUGAGCAGCUGCCUCGGAGCAGAGGGAGCACACCUCACUGAGCUCUGAGCGCUCACGUUUCCCGAUUAGUCGGGCCCUGAAGGGGUCGUCAGGUCACGUGAGGCCGACCGACGGCGAAGGCUGGACAAAGUGCAGCAGGCUCAUAUCAAGGGGCACUUAGUUUGAGUCUUUACAGCCCACAGCGUCUGUCUGCCCUGUAACAUACUGUUGACUUUGCCUUGGACUGCUGGGAAAGGGCUAAUAUUAGACAUUGGGGAAGGAGCCAGUGGGAUCAGCGUCAAGCUGCUGGUGGAGCCACUGCCAGAACCAGCCUGACUACUGAUUAAAGGAGUCCAGCACGGAGUAGCAUACUACUACUACUAUUACGACUACUACUGUUAUUACUACAGUACACACUUUACUAGCUUGUCCCAUCUGGUAAUGAAUAAUUACCACUACAGAACAACUAUCCACCACCAAGAUCCAGAUUCCACCAUCUAAUUUUCAAUGAGGUCCUGACAAGUUCCUUCUUGUUGUCAGAUACAUAGAUAUAUAUUUAAAAAAUGAACUUGUCUGUUAGUCGGUGCCAUUUGAAUCCUGAGGACACGCCUCCUGACUUCAUCUGUCACCAGCUGCAGGUUUGUGGUUGAUGCUGAGUUGGGUCCCGGCUCAGUUGGGUCCUGCUCUGACGCCAGUCAGAACACAGUUAACGUCACACAUCAUCAUCAUCAUCAUCAUCACAUGCACUUCAAAUGCUGUAUGCGGUUAAAUACUGUAGCUGAGGAGCACACAAAGUAGAAGUACCACUUUAAUGUAGCAUAAAUCUGAAGCGUAAGGAUUGGGCUGCAUUUGUUCCAUGAGCGGGUUAUAAUGAAGGUUUCUGCAGAAAGCCCGGUUGUUCAGGUCUGAUUGAAAUAUGUACAGUUUUCUUCCACCAUUACAUCGGUUCAGCAGAGACCUUGUUUUUGAAGCGUGCAGCAGCUUUAUGCUUUCUGUGAAAUAUGAGAGCGGUAUUGAUCCUUUAUAAAUAAAAUAAAAAACUCAUGUCAGACUCUUCCUUUUAGGGGUUCAGAAUUGUUCUAUUCCCGAGAAACACACAGUGUCAGUUUUAUAAAAGCUGAUGAGAAGGUAAUUGUCUGCACAGCAUCUCGUUUGCUGGUGGUGAAUGUGAAUGCUGUGUUAUGCUGGAGAUGUGCAAAGCCAGGUAGAAAUAGUGAUUUGAUGUUGUACUUUAUUUCCUUCCUGCCAUCUGUGACCUUGUGCGCAUCAGUUAAAAUGAGUCUGCAACUCCGGCCUGCUGACAGAUCCUUGGCCUCUCUGUUUUUGUUCCUACCUACACACACACACACACACACACACACACACACCCUCACAUAGCGACUCCAUCCACCAUGAUUCAUCUCUCUGGCAGUGUGAAGUGUAAAGGAGAUUAUUACCAGUGAAGGGCUCAGCCCCCCUGAAGAUCUACUACCCUCCUGUCUGCCCUGCAGUGGAAACGGGGAAAUAUUGCUAAUGUUUACAGCCCUGCAACUGUGUGUGUAUAAGUGUGUGUGUGUGUGUGUGUGUGUGUAUUCACGUUACAUAUACUAGUAAUGCCUGAGGCCUGACCAGCAUGGUUAAGCAGCUCCCGGCCUCGUUUCCCACCUACAGAUAUGCUGACUUCAGGGUGUUCUAUGUGAAUGGUUCCGUAUGCAUGCAUGCAUUCAUGGUGGUGUGUGUGUGUGUGUGUGUGUGUGUGUGUGUGUGUGUGUGUGUGUGUGUGUGUGUGUGUGUGUGUGUGUGUGUGUGUGUGUGUGUGUGUGUGUGUGUGCAUGUCAUGGUGUGAAGUUUUAUUUUUGCACCUCAGUAAAUCCACAGGCACCUUUCCUCUCAUAUAAAACCACAGCAACACAAUCCCAGCACCACUGAAGCCAGUGUUUCAUGAGAGGGAAGCUGAUUUAAACAUACACUGUGCCAUUUAUAACACAGUCUCUGAUUAUGUGCUAAUGAGCUGUGGUGUGGUUCAUUUUGCACUAUAUCAAGACUCUACUAGUGCAGCCUGAGAUCUGAGCAUUAGCUGCGGUUGCAGCGUGGACAUGGACGAGGUGCUGCAGAGACCACGCUCUCAUCGUUUGGUGAUGUCACAAUGGAUUUAAAUAAACACUAAGUCAAAUCUGACACACAACAGGUCAUGGGCUUUAAUUCUACUGCAUCCAAACAUUAAAAGCGUGUGAUACCGUAAUGUAAAUCUCUGCAGCAAUAAUGACCCCAAUAAUAGACAAUCACACUAUUAUCUGCUUGUUGAGCUUUUAUGCUGCACUGGGAACAUGAGCUGGACAUGUGUUACAUACAUUCUCCCAGUAACUGCUUUUCUGUAACCA